This is a messenger RNA of Suillus subaureus, 579 nucleotides long. RefSeq lists its product as uncharacterized. NCBI's taxonomy places the organism in Eukaryota, Fungi, Basidiomycota, Agaricomycetes, Boletales, Suillaceae. Bases 1 to 579 code for a protein of 192 amino acids. The record is from RefSeq and is a predicted model, not a curated record. The transcript is spliced from 5 exons.
AUGUCCCUGGAAGCAGUCCAUACCGCUGCCGGGAAGCACAAGGAAUAUGCGAUAGCAAAGAGGAUGAAGCACAACUUUGAUUAUGCACCGGCUCUUGCUGGAAUUCCAGAGGGAUGGAUGAGCUCCUUCUGCACCAAUCUCAAGAAGCUUGUACAUCAAAUUGUUGUAUCACAUUUUGGACUCAAGAAAGGUUGCGCUGACAAAGUAGAAGACCUUCUUAAGAGUCACAAGUAUAUUUUUCCAACCAAUGCCAAGUGCCAUGAUGAUUUCAUUUCUGUCUUAGAUCAAAAUGAUGAGCCUGAGCUACCUGUGGCUAUGAUUUAUGCGAUAUUGAAGGAUUGGAGUAGCAGCAACCCACCUUCAAGUGCACAAGUCAAAUCAUUCAAUGCCUCCUCCCACAUUGGUGUUUACAAGGCUCACCAAGCGACUCUCACAUGCAUCUUUGAUGGUAGUAGAAAGAAGUACCAUGCACUGAUGGGACAACUUUACAAGGCAGUCAGUGCAAUCGAGAACUUGGUGUCCACCGGCUCAUCAAGCACUUGCAACUACCUUGAUCUCGACGCAAUGGUUGAAGAAUAA